GGUCAAAGUGUCUCCCUUACCAUGUAUAUCACUACCACGCGGAAGCACGUAAUAAAUCAGCGCAUCUCAAAGCUAAUAUCGGGGGGGUUUGGAUCAAAUUUUAUCAGCGUUCGAUAACGACACCGGCGGGGACACGCAAACAAUUAGGAAAUAAUUUGGCAAGUCAGGUCGGGUUCACACGGUCGGAAUAGUUUAGUCUGGAAGCAAGUGCGUCGCAGACCAGGUCGUUUGGAGCCAUGGCCGGGUGCAGGACGUGGUGCGAGAUGAGUCAGAAGAACAAGAUGCAGACCAACACGCUGCUGGGAGAUAUCAUGACACUCCUGCUGGGUGGAACCUUCGUCGGAUCGAGCAUCUUCAACAUCCACCUGUGCAACCAGACGUGGACGCUGAACUACUCCAGCUCGAUGGUGUUGACCGUGAUCUGCUUGUUUCACGUGGCUGCCGUGCUGGGGUCGUUCUUGGGGGUCAUCCUGGUGGAACGCAUCGAGAAGCUGAUACUUUCGCGAAUCUACCUAUUCCUGAUGGGCGUCGCCAGCAUCCUGAAGGUGAUCGUGCCGACCAGCAUGUAUGGGAUCAUGUUUUCGCGGAUCAUCGCUGGGUUUGCGUACGGGUUAGCCUACCUCGUGGUGCUCAUUCACGGCGGAGAAGUGGUCGUCAAAGAGCUGCGCGGCACGACGAUUGCGUUCGUCAACUACGUCGUAUUCUUGGGAAUCCUGGUGCACGCGGCCGUCAGUCCGGUCGCCAUAUCGGACUACACCGGGGAGCCAAGCCGAAUACUCGGCAUCGCCGGAAUCAUGUUCUCGCUGAUGGCGGCCCUGAUUGGGCAGUUUAUGAGUUACGAGUCGCCGGUGUUUUUGAUCAGGAAGGGUCGUGACGCGGAAGCAGUGCGAUCGCUGAUCAAGCUGCGACUGAAGUCGUCGGAGACGAUGACGGUCCAGCAGGAGUACAUCGACCUGCGGAGGAUGGUCGAGGAAGAUGAGGUGAGCUCGUGGUCGAUCUUCAGUGAUGGUAAUUGGAGACCACUGGUGUUGAUCAGUUUGGGGAAGAUCGCUGCUGUACUGUCGUUUAACGCCGCGGUCAAUCAGGUUCGGAUGGUUGUGGUUGACGAGUUGCUUGGGCUGGAUACGUUCAGCGUUUCCGGAGUCGUGAUCAUCUCCAUAAGGGUAGUGCUCGGAGUUGCGUUUCUGUUCACCAUUGAUCGCUGCGGUCGGAAACCUACCCAAACCUUGUCCGCUUUCUUCAGUGGCUUCAUGUUGACCACCAUGGGCGGUAUCUACAUGCAGCUGAGCUGUGUCAGCAUCCCCGUAGCUUCCGGGGUCUUCCUGGUAUACGAGCUGGUAGCAUCAACCGGUGUCCACCUAGUUCCGGACGUUCAUCUCUCGGAAGCCUUCUCAACCAAGAAGAAAGCCCUUUCGAUAGCUGUUAUCCAGUUGGCUGAACACGCAGCGCACAUCGCCAUCGUGUCCGUGACCUUCACGUGGAACUUUGCCAACCCCGACAUCUACGGCGCAAUUCUGCUUUUUUGCGGGAUUCCCCUGAUGGUGAUCGCUAUUCUACUGCAUGUAUUCCUUCCAGAAACCGCAAAACUAACUCUGAGAAAGUCUCGAGCCGCAUUUGCUCGCGUUGACGCCCUUUAUGGCACCAAUAAAGAACUGUACAACUGAC
Culex quinquefasciatus (southern house mosquito) is the source of this 1665-nucleotide messenger RNA. Its product is annotated as galactose-proton symporter. The coding region runs from base 237 to 1664 and encodes 475 amino acids. Gene Ontology annotation, cellular component: membrane. Gene Ontology annotation, molecular function: transmembrane transporter activity. Gene Ontology annotation, biological process: transmembrane transport. The transcript is spliced from 2 exons. The record is from RefSeq and is a predicted model, not a curated record. Lineage: Eukaryota; Metazoa; Arthropoda; Insecta; Diptera; Culicidae.